This is a messenger RNA of Naegleria lovaniensis, 306 nucleotides long. RefSeq lists its product as uncharacterized. Gene Ontology annotation, biological process: regulation of mitotic cell cycle. The coding region runs from base 1 to 306 and encodes 101 amino acids. The record is from RefSeq and is a predicted model, not a curated record. The transcript is spliced from 2 exons. Gene Ontology annotation, molecular function: ubiquitin binding; cyclin-dependent protein serine/threonine kinase activator activity; histone binding. Lineage: Eukaryota; Heterolobosea; Eutetramitea; Acrasida; Naegleriidae. Gene Ontology annotation, cellular component: cyclin-dependent protein kinase holoenzyme complex; SCF ubiquitin ligase complex.
AUGUCGAAAGGAGAACCCGAGAUUUAUUACUCUGAAAAGUACUAUGAUGAUGAAUUUGAAUAUAGACAUGUCAUUCUUCCAGAAAAGAUGGCCGAGAUGAUACCUUCUGAUCGAUUACUUUCGGAACGAGAAUGGCGAGGGCUUGGAAUAACCAUGUCAAGAGGUUGGGUACAUUACGGCAAUUCACCAUCGGAACCACAUAUUCUUUUAUUCAAACGAGAAAUUCCACAAGGGGCAUCAAAUCCUCGUGUACAGCAAGAACAAGAAUAUAAUGAAAUGAUGAAGCAGCGAAAAAACCAGAAUUAA